AUGGAUGUGCCUGUAGCCGCCAACGUUCUCGGUACUCUUGGUGCAGUAUGCUGGUCUAUUCAGCUUAUUCCCCAAAUUGUGGUUAAUUACCGCCGCCACAAUGCCACGGGGCUCCAGUCAUCGAUGAUGAUGUUGUGGGCUUGGGCGGGAGUUCCCCUCGGUGUAUACAAUAUCGUGGAAGAGUUCAACAUUGCGCUUCGUAUACAGCCCCAAAUUCUCACUUUUCUUAGCUUGGUAACCUGGAUCCAAUGCUACUACUACCAGAGGGGUUGGACGAUUUCGCGAUCAUUGCUUACCUUGGCGCCAAUUAUAGUCAUAAUGGGAGGCUGCCAAGCCUCUCUCAUUAUUGGACUUCGAAUUCUCAAGUCGCGAAGUGUACAUUGGCCAAUGACUCUGAUGGCUGUGCUUUCCGCGUGUUUGCUGGCUGCCGGUGUACUGAGCCACUACUGGGAUAUCUGGGUUCAUCGAACUGUCCGAGGUAUAUCAUUUCUCUUUGUGGGGAUCGACGCCGCUGGGGAUUUAUUCUCUUUGAUAUCGGUCUUUUUCCAGCCCAAGCUGGACGUUUUGGGAAUGGUUAUUUAUGGUACAGAGCUAGUUUUGUGGCUCGGAGUCUUCGCCUGUGGAGGAUACUACAACUUUCUUCCAUGGGCUCGGAAAAGGUGGCUCGCCAAGCGGGAUUCACCUGAGGCAUAUGAAAAUAGGGAACUUGAUCAUGUAGAUGCGGCAAACGGGAGCCUCUACUUGCAGGACUUGCCAUCAUCAACAUCGGUUUUCCGGACGGUGUCAGCAGCUUCUGAUGGCCUACGUUCCAGAGCCGUGGUAUCAGGAGGACAAAAUGGCGGAACUGGGGAGCCAGAUGCGAUGCAUGCAAAUCCGUGA
Messenger RNA from Pochonia chlamydosporia 170, 879 nucleotides. RefSeq names its product PQ loop repeat protein. Bases 1 to 879 code for a protein of 292 amino acids. The transcript is spliced from 4 exons. NCBI's taxonomy places the organism in Eukaryota, Fungi, Ascomycota, Sordariomycetes, Hypocreales, Clavicipitaceae. The record is from RefSeq and is a predicted model, not a curated record.